AUGCGGUUCGCUCUCCUCGCCGGUCUAGCCUCCCUGGCCUCCUCUGUUUCCGCAACUGCCUUGACUUACCGGCUUGAGGCGAACGAGAAGGCAUGCUUCUACACCAAUAUUGAACAGGCCAAUGCCAAGGUGGCAUUCUACUUUGCGGUUCAAUCUGGCGGCUCCUUCGAUGUCGACUACUCCGUGACUGCGCCGGGCGGCAAGAUCGUCCUGGAUGGAACAAAGGAGCGACAGGGCGACCACGUCUUCACUGCGCAGAGCCACGGCGAAUACUCCUUCUGCUUCAACAACGAGAUGUCCACUUUCGCCGAGAAGAUGGUCGACUUUGAAAUCGCCGGCGCUACCCCCGAACAAACCUCCAACCUGGAGGAGUCGAUUUACAAGCUUUCCGCACAGGUGUCCACCAUCUCCCGAAACCAGAAGUACUUCCGCACGCGCGAGAACCGCAACUUCAGCACCGUCCGCAGUACCGAGCGCCGGAUCUUCAACUUUAGUGUCAUCGAGGGUCUGAUGAUGGUAUCCAUGGCCGCGCUGCAGGUCUUUGUUGUGCGCUUCUUUUUCCAGGGCGCCAGGAAGGUUAUUGGACGGACUCGCUAA
Molecule: messenger RNA, 597 nt
Organism: Penicillium manginii
Lineage: Eukaryota; Fungi; Ascomycota; Eurotiomycetes; Eurotiales; Aspergillaceae
Product: p24 family protein
Exons: 4
Coding region: 1-597 (198 amino acids)
Biological process (GO): protein retention in ER lumen; intracellular protein transport; endoplasmic reticulum to Golgi vesicle-mediated transport
Cellular component (GO): endoplasmic reticulum-Golgi intermediate compartment; endoplasmic reticulum; COPII-coated ER to Golgi transport vesicle
Source: RefSeq, a predicted model, not a curated record